This is a messenger RNA of Portunus trituberculatus (swimming crab), 1481 nucleotides long. Its product is annotated as guanylate kinase-like. The coding region runs from base 551 to 1210 and encodes 219 amino acids. Gene Ontology annotation, molecular function: GMP kinase activity. Lineage: Eukaryota; Metazoa; Arthropoda; Malacostraca; Decapoda; Portunidae. Gene Ontology annotation, biological process: purine nucleotide metabolic process. Gene Ontology annotation, cellular component: cytosol. The transcript has 6 exons. The record is from RefSeq and is a predicted model, not a curated record.
UCCUCUGCCUUAUCAACGGCACGAUUGGAAAAGGUAACUCCUAUAUAAAAUAAGAAGGUGGCUUGUUAUUAUAAAGCGUGCAUGAACAACAGAAAAAUGUGAGAGUGAGAGUGAGAAGAGCAGUGUGAGGGACAAUCCCAUAGACUUGUUAGACACUUUGUUUACAUGCACAUCUGCGUCAGACGGUCAGGUUAGGAAGUGCUUCAUCUCGGCUCACUUAGCUUGAUAUUUAUUACACAACAGCUUGAAUACAACAUCAUAAUAUCUUGAACCCUUCAUCUUUAUAGAUGAAUUAUUGUUGGCAUAUAGGAUAGUUUUUAAGAGAAAAUCGUAUGAAAGCCGGGUAAAGAAGAUCGCUCCGUCACCGACACACAGACACGGCUUGAACUAGCGGGAGCAGCUCUAGGUUAGCGGCACGGUUGCAGAUCAUCCUUGACGAGGUUGUUUCGGUGCUUCCUCAUGACAGAUUCACCAGCACGACCUAAGAACUGAGUCUUUCCUCGUUGCACUGCACCAUACCAUACAUAUAAAAUCCAGGCUCAGAUUGCUCAUGGCUUCUCUUCUUUGGAAUGUUAAGAACACGGUUGGUUUCCGAUUGGUUCACAGCAUCAGGAUGAUGCCCAGACCUCUCGUGCUGUGUGGCCCUUCAGGUGCCGGCAAGUCAACCCUGAUGAAGAAGCUGUUUGACGAGUUUGGUUUGUACCUUGGGUUCUCCGUCUCCCACACCACACGCUCACCACGGAUAGGAGAAGAACAUGGCACGCACUAUUAUUUUGUUACCAUUGAAGAAAUGCAAAAGGCAAUUGAUAACAAGGAAUUCAUUGAACAUGCUAAAUACUCUGGGAACUUAUACGGAACAAGCAGGAAAGCCGUGGACGAUGUUCUGAGUAAUGGAAAGAUUUGCAUACUAGACAUUGAUUUGCAAGGUGUCCAGCAGGUCAAGGAGACAGACCUACAAGCAUAUUACGUCUUUAUUAGGCCACCAUCAAUUGAGCACCUGCGAGAGAGACUUCUUGCAAGAGGAACUGAGACAGAAGAGAGUCUCAAGAAGCGCCUUGACACGGCUGAGAAGGAAAUGGCGUACGGGGAACAGGAAAGUAACUUUGACAAAGUUAUUGUUAAUGACAACUUGGAGCGAGCCUAUCAAGAGCUCAAGGAGUUUGUUCAGCCGUCGGUUGAGCAGAUGCAGAAGGGUGAUGGCACUCAGUGAAACAAAUAUGUAUAUUUUUCUUUGUUGCAACACACUGAGUAAAUUAGUGAUAAUAGUAUCAACAUUGUUGCUUGUUGAUUCUUUUGCCAAAGAAAGCAUUCAGCCUCAUUUUAUCAGCUUUCAUUCCAUAUGGUAGUUUUGCAUAGACAUGUAAAGAAUGCAUUUUUUGAUGUAUUUGUUCAUCUUCACUAGUUCUAAUCUUUUCUUGCACUUGUGUGAUGCAUAUACUGUUUGCAAAUUAAGAUUUAAGAAAUGUUCAAUAUGACUAACA